Toxorhynchites rutilus septentrionalis is the source of this 1513-nucleotide messenger RNA. RefSeq names its product ets DNA-binding protein pokkuri (gene aop). Lineage: Eukaryota; Metazoa; Arthropoda; Insecta; Diptera; Culicidae. Gene Ontology annotation, molecular function: sequence-specific DNA binding; DNA-binding transcription factor activity, RNA polymerase II-specific. Gene Ontology annotation, cellular component: nucleus. The coding region runs from base 86 to 1489 and encodes 467 amino acids. The transcript has 2 exons. Gene Ontology annotation, biological process: regulation of transcription by RNA polymerase II; cell differentiation. The record is from RefSeq and is a predicted model, not a curated record.
AAACGAAACGAGUGAUCACCACAAGUGACCGCAACGUCAUCAUCACUUUCGUCAUAACACAUCGGCAGCAACAGCCGCAACAACAAUGAAGCUGUUACCAAUUCCACUUUCGCCCUUGAACCCACCCGCUCCCCUCGGCAUCUGGGGAUCGGAUUUGCUGUGGCGAUACCCACCGGCGCCACCGAGUCCGCUGGCCGAUCUCAAGACACAGUUGCCCCCGCAGUUGAACACAGACCCCCGCAUCUGGGGUCGCGAUGAGGUUGCCGUGUUUCUGCGCUUCUGCGAGCGUGAAUUCGACCUGCCCAAGUUUGACUUGGAUCUGUUCCAGAUGAACGGAAAGGCCAUUUGUGUGCUAACGAAAAACGAUCUUGCCGAGCGUUGCCCGGGUGCGGGAGACGUCCUGCACAAUGUCCUCCAGAUGUUAAUUCGCGACGCUCAAACGCUUCAUCGCCAUCUCCCGAGCAGUCCGGUGACCCCAACCAGUCGCUAUCCACUAUCGCCCCACAGCCAUCCGCCCACUCCGAACUGGAGUGCGUUGGCACCGCCCGAUAGUCCGUUCUUCCACAGUUCCCACCUGCAGCAGUUCAUGGCGGCAUCCAAUUCGGUGACGCUCAGUCCGGCUCCGUCGAUUGAUUCACAAGCCGGUAGCCCACCCCAAAGCCACCAAGAGCAGCUCCAGAAUGUGUUCCAGAAGUCAUCCGGAAGCAGUAGUCACACGCAGAACAGUAGCUCCGGUGGAAGCAGCAGCAAUCAUUCGGACUCCGAUGAGGACAAUUCGACCGCCGGAUACCACCCAUUACCUUUGUCACACCCCGACAGCAAACUUCCGCUGCUCCAUCCCCAGCACAAUCAGAGCCCUCCGCUGACACCAAUCUCCAAGGAAACGCAACACCUGGGCCAGCUGCAGCUGCUCGACACCAAGAGCCUUCAGUAUCCAGUGUCUUCUUUGCUGAACAACUCCAGCAGCAGUAGCAGCUCCGGUAAUGCCAACAGUAGUAACACGAUCAGUAACAACUCGGUCAGCUCCACCAACAGUGGCUCGAACGGUGAACGGCCAUCCUUGAGCCUGUCGGGCUCCGUCAACUCGAACGGACAUCCACUCAGCUUGAAGCCUGCAACACUGUCACCACCUGCUAGCUCAUCCCCCAACGGGUCAUCGUCAACGCCAACUACGCCCGGAGCGUUUCUUCCCGUUAAGCGUGAGUUCUUCCCAGAAGGACCCGAACCCAAUACUAAUGGCAGGCUGUUGUGGGAUUUCUUGCAGCAAUUGCUGAACGACCCGUCGCAGCGGUACAGCAGCUACAUCGCGUGGAAGUGCCGCGAUACGGGCGUGUUCAAAAUUGUAGACCCCGCUGGGCUGGCCAAGCUGUGGGGAAAGCAGAAGAACCACCUCUCGAUGAACUACGACAAGAUGUCCCGUGCGCUUCGGUACUACUACCGGGUCAACAUUCUGCGCAAGGUGCAGGGCGAGCGACACUGUUACCAGUAAGUAUCACACUUUAUCCAGCGAAAA